CCCCGUACUUGAUAUUCAUGUGAACUUGUUUGUGAUUGUGUUAGAUAAAUAGGUGUAUAAAAGGAUUAUCGUGUAAGUAUUGUUGUACUGUGCGAAUAAACAGCCAUGAAGUGGUCGUGUUUUGUUUUUGGGAUUGCGCUAACUCUCGCAAAUGCUGAGAGAGUUCGUAGAUAUAGCGGAGGCGGCGGCAGUGGCGGGGGCGGUGGCUUCGGCUUUGGAGGCGGAUUUGGUGCCGGCGGAGGUGGUGGAGGCGGGGGCGGCUUUGGGGGCGGUGGAGGACUAGGUUUAGAAGCCGGACUAGGCGCAAUAAAACAAGGUGUCCAUAGCAUCAUUGACAAGGCUGCAAGUUUCGGAAAAGGUGGCUUUGGAUUUGGAGCUGGUGGGGGAUUAGGCGGUGGAUCAGGAGGAGGUUUUGGCCAUGGAGGUGGUUCUGGUCUAGGAGGUGGUUCUGGCCUAGGAGGUGGUUCUGGCCUCGGAGGUGGUUCUGGCCUCGGAGGUAGUUAUGGCCAUGGAGGUGGUUCUGGCCUUGGAGGUGGUUCUGGCCUCGGAGGUGGUUCUGGCCUUGGAGGUGGUUCUGGAAUUGGAGGUGGCUUAGGUGGAGGAAAAGGUACAGAGAAGUUUAUACAAACGAGUUCAUCCGAUGGAAAAUCUGGAGGGUUCGCUUUUACUGGAACACUUGAAAAUGGGGGCUACGGAGGAGGUGGUGGCUACAGCAGCGGCGGAGGAGCAGGUUAUGGUGGCGGUGCUGGAGGUGGUUUAGGAUCAGGCGGAAACGAAAAUGGCGGAUUCGGGGGUCACAGUGGAAGCGCUGGAAGUGGAUCUGGCGGCAUCGGAGGAAAUGGUGGAUCUGGAAGUGGGUCCUAUGGAGGUGGAAAUGGCCUUGGUGGUGGAGCUGGGGGAGGAUUUGGAGGGGGUUUUGGCGGGGGAUUAGGGGGUGGUAAAGGAUCCGGUGGUUCCAGCGGUUCCUAUGGGGGAGCUGGAGGUCACGGAGGUUCGGGUGGAAAUGGCUUUGGAAGUGGAUCUGGUGGACUAGGGAGCAGUGGAGGUGGCUUCGGAGGAUCGGGUGGAGGUCUUGGCGGCGGAGCUGGAGGUGGAUCCGGAAGUGGUAUCGGUGGUGGUGUCGGUGGAGGUCAUGGUGGAUCCGGUGGCCUUGGCGGUGGAUUAGGUAUAUCAGGUGGAUUUGGAGCUAGUUUGGGCAGUGGAGUAGGAGGUGGUAAAGGCUAUGGUGCUGGAGGCGGUGCUGGAGGCGGUCUUGGAGGUGGAUCUGGAGGUGGAUUAGGAGGUUCUGGUGGUCAUGGAAACGGCUUUGGAGGUGGAUCAGGUGGUCCAGCGAGUAAUGGAGGUGGUUUUGGAGGAUCAGGUGGUGGAUUAGGAGGUUCCGGUGGUCAGGGAAACGGCUUUGGAGGUGGACCUAGUGGUCCAGGUGGUAAUGGAGGCGGUUUCGGAGGAUCGGGUGGUGGACUUGGAGGAGGGUCUGGAGGUGGUUACGGUGGUGGCUUGGGAGGAGGAAGUGGUCAUGGUGGAUCUGGAGGUCAUGGCGGAGGUGGCAACGGAGGCGGUUCUGGGGGAUAUGGUGGAAAUGGUUCAGGAUCAGGUAGCAAAGGUUGUUCCGGAGGGUGUGGUAAUUGUGGUAGUGGGUCUUGUGGUGCUCAGGGCUCUGCCUAUGCCAGCGCUUCGGCUACUGCAAGUGCUAGUGCCCACGCUGGUGGAUAUGGAAAAUAGAGUCAUAAAAGACAAAGAAUUUUUUUUCCAUUUGAAACCCAAUCAGUUAGGACACGUCUAUUUCAAAUUUAUGAAUAAGUUACGAAUUUAUUAUUUUAAGAAACGAUACCAUAACAUUGAUUAUGUAUAAAAUAAUAAUUGUUAAUUAAGAUUGUUUUCAAUUACAUGUAAUUAAAUUAAAACUAUCAAAAAUAUUGUAAUGGACUAAAAGCUGUGAUUUAAACCUAAAGUAGAAAUAAGUUAUUUAACAAUUCUAAUAAAACUUUUUUAUGUUUA
This is a messenger RNA of Pieris brassicae (large cabbage white), 1998 nucleotides long. RefSeq names its product glycine-rich cell wall structural protein-like. Bases 106 to 1722 code for a protein of 538 amino acids. The transcript has 2 exons. The record is from RefSeq and is a predicted model, not a curated record. Lineage: Eukaryota; Metazoa; Arthropoda; Insecta; Lepidoptera; Pieridae.